This is a messenger RNA of Closterium sp. NIES-67, 2742 nucleotides long. NCBI's taxonomy places the organism in Eukaryota, Viridiplantae, Streptophyta, Zygnematophyceae, Desmidiales, Closteriaceae. The record is from the annotation of a GenBank genome assembly.
AGGGCCCCUGGGAUUCCCGGUAACGUGGCGCUUUUUCACAACGCCACGCAGCCCCUAUUCUCAUGGCCGCUAGUGCCGCAAGCGCCGCAAGAGCCGCAACUCGUCGAAUUUGAAUUCGACUCCUCCUCCGCACCGCAUCGUGCCUGGUGCCUAUCGUUUCUUGAGCUCCUCGUCGCCAAACCUGUCGGCCGUCCGACCGGCCGCUACGACAGCCGUCGGAUCGCCACGUGCUAUGCCCGCUAGAGCAUUUCCUUGCGGAUCGUGCUUUCGCAUGCCGAGUAGCGAAUAGCAGCGAGCGCGUCACGGCGUGCGAGCAGGAGCGGAUCCCCGCGUGAUAAUGGCGGCGGUCGCCACGCGAGCAGCAGGGGAGGGCGUGGGGCAGCUGUCGGGCGGCAGGCGGUGGGUGCUAGUCACCGUCUCCGUGCUCGGCGCGCUGCUCACCGCCGGCAUCAUCUACGGCUAUUCCGGCAUCCUGCCCGCGCUGGUGCUCGACGUGGGCGCGUUCCGCGGUGCUUGUAACGAGGGGGAGGACGUGCCGUGCGCCGCUCAGAUGGACCUGCUCAACGCCGCGUACACGCUAAGCAUGGUGACCAACAGCGCGUGCCUGCUACCAGUAGGGGCAUUCCUCGACGCCUACGGCCCGCGCGCCACCACCAUCACCGGCUCGCUUGUGUUUGCCGCCGGCCUCCUCGCCCUCGCCAUGGGCGGCGCCUACUCGCACCCGCCCCCCGGACCGCCCUCCUCCCUCGCUCUCCGCCCCACCCAUCCCUUGCUUCCCUCGCUUCGCCCCAUCCUCCGCCUACCGCCCUCCUCACACCGCCCACUGGUAACCCCCUCGUGGCCACUCCAUCCGACCCCGCUUCACACCGACUCUGAGGCGCCACAACAGCGCUCUGUGCUGUUAGCGAACCUGUCUCAGCCAAUCAGAGGCCGCCAAGGGGCAUGGCAAGUAAUGGUUAAUGCAUCCACGCACUGGGGGAACGUGGAGCAGGGAGGGGGAGGCGUGGCAGGGGGCGCUGGAGGCGUGGCAGGGGGCGCUGGAGGCGUGGCAAGAGGAGGGGGAGCGGGAGGAGGAGUGGGAGUGGCAGGGGCGUGCUUCUUUGCCGCCUUCUUUCUCCUGGCGCUGGGAGGUCCCUUCAUCCUCACUCCCAUGAUCAAUUUCUCCGAGCUGCUGCCCUCAGCGUCAGCGGUGAUCAUUGCAGCGCAGAGCGGCGCAUUCGACGCGUCUGCCAUCGUCUUCUUCCUCUUCGGCCUCGCUGUCUCGCGCGCCCACCUCUCGCUCCCCGCUGUCUGCCUCGCUUACCUCGUGGUGCCACUUGCACUCGCUGCUGUCGCUGCAGCCUUCUUCCCCGAUGUCCCAUUUGGCGUCAUACCCACUCCUGAGCCGCGCACCACUCCUCCCUCUGCUUCCUCCUCCGCCUCACUCCAUCCCGGCCCCCUCACCCCCCUCGCCACGCCUCUCCUCCAAUCCACAGCCGAGGGGCAGUCAAGCGAGGGGCAGUCAGGCGAGGACAAGAGAGAGAGGGGGCAAGAAAGGCCAGCCGUGGACAAGAGAGGCGGGAGGAGCGAGGGUGCAGGCGGGGAGGGGGGGGCGAUGAGAGAAGGGAGGGAAGGGAUGACAGCGGGAGUGGGACGAGGGGAUGAGGAGGAGGGGUUGACUGGAUGGGUAGGAGGGGGAACGAGACGCAGCGGGGAGUUGGAGCGACUCUAUUUACUGCGCCUCUUGGCUGCUGCUGGCAGUGAUGGUGCCUCUGCUGGCAGUGAUGGUGCUGCCGCUGCUGCUGCAGCCAAUAGGCCAGGAGAAUUGGAAACUUCAGAUGACGCCAUUCCAGCAGGCGUGUCAUCGUGCCACGUGUCGCUGCCAUCAGUUGCGCCACAUGCAAGCAUGCCAUCCCCAUCCAGCCUACCCAUCGUGGUCCUCCAUGGCAGGAGCAGCAAGUGCCUGCCACCCCCGCCCGACGUCUACAACUCAGACGUCGCCACUCAGCUCAGAUCGCCCCUGUUCUGGGUGCACGUGGUGGUGUCGGCGUUCCUCGUGCUGCGCUCCAACCUCUACAUCGCUGCCGUCAACGACCAGAUCCAAUUCGCCGUGUGCGCCAAGGCCAUCCAGCCCCAAUCAGCCGCCUCGGCCGUGGAGCAGCGCCUCAUCGACGCCUUCAACUGCGUGCUCCCGCUGGGCGGCUGCCUCAGCGUGCCUCUGGCUGGCUGGACCAUCGACUCCCUCGGCCUGCCGCCCGCCUUUGCCGUCACUGCCGCCCUCUCGCUGCUCUCGUCACUGCUGCUGCUGCUCGCCCCACACAUUCCUCUGGACGCCAUGCUCCUGGGCUUCACGGCGUACAGCAUCGCCCGUGCCUUCAUCUACAGCAGCAUGGCGGCUCUCAUUGCGGCUCUCUUUGGCUUCCGCAACUUCGGGCGCCUCUACGGCAUCACCCGCUUCAUUGGGGCCUUCGCGGCUCUGCUGCAGUACCCCCUCAUGAGUUACGGUGAGGUGACAAUGGCGGGGGACUUCACAGUUAUCACAGCGGCCUUCAUAGCGUGUGAGCUUGCCAUAGCCAUGCUCUUCCCCCUCUACCUUACCCACACGCUCUUUGGCUUCUUCUGGCGCCCCAAACAGUGAUUCCAGGUGCCCUUGUGUAAGCAGGAGGCAAUGCCAUUGCAUGCUUCUCUGCUCGUGCUGCUACUGGAUCCAACUAGCCGUGUAUUCAUAAUCCACGUUGCAGCUAUGCUGGACGCCGCUUUGCA